This is a messenger RNA of Fusarium verticillioides 7600, 1364 nucleotides long. RefSeq lists its product as hypothetical. NCBI's taxonomy places the organism in Eukaryota, Fungi, Ascomycota, Sordariomycetes, Hypocreales, Nectriaceae. The record is from RefSeq and is a predicted model, not a curated record. Gene Ontology annotation, molecular function: flavin adenine dinucleotide binding; flavin-dependent sulfhydryl oxidase activity. Bases 284 to 841 code for a protein of 185 amino acids. Gene Ontology annotation, cellular component: mitochondrion. The transcript has 2 exons.
UGUUAGUAGACAGAGGCUGACAAAUAGGCAUCACAUCACGACAAUCGUAAAAGUCUCAAGACCCCAGUUCUUUCAGUCCCGUUAUUCUUUUGUGGCGUUUCGUUCGUUGACAUUCAUUAAUUGAUCAAUUGCUUACCUGAUCUGUCUCACUUACUCAGUCUCCUAAUAAUUCCACCGAAAGCGCCGACUUGUUGUUCCCGUCUUAUUCCUUAGCGGUAGCUCGCCUCAGAAGCCGAGUUAGAGCCAGAGUCAGAGAUCUCACCACCACAAGUGGCGCCAUUCAAUGUCGAGCGAUCCAAACGAUCAACAGCAGGCGGCUGCCCCCGCUGCCCUUGCACCGUCGGUAGGAGGCUCUGCUGAGCCGCCUAAGAGGAUCCCCAAAGGAGUAGUACUAGGCCCUGACGGCAAACCAUGCCGGAACUGUACUUCUUUUGCUGCAUGGGCUUCCCAGACAAAGAGUACUCUCAAACAGGAUGCUGCAAAGGCCAAGGGUCCUCCGGCCGACUGCCCUCCAGAUGUCGAGGUGCUAGGCCGUAGUACAUGGACAUUGCUUCACUCUAUUGCCGCUCAGUAUCCGGAACAACCGUCAAGCGGCCAAAAAUCAGACCUUCUCAGCUUUGUCGGUCUGUUCUCUAAGCUAUAUCCUUGCUGGGUCUGCGCAGAAGAUUUCCAGGGUUAUCUAAAACGAGAAGCGCCACAGGUCAACAGCCGUGAUGAGUUCGGCAAGUGGCUGUGCGGCGCACACAACGACGUCAACCGCAAAUUGGGCAAGCCUGAGUUCGACUGUUCCAAGUGGGAGGAGCGGUGGCGGACAGGUUGGAAGGACGGAAGAUGCGAUUAAGCUGUUUCUGAGCUGAGGUUGAGGCUGGCUGGCUGGAUCGGGCCGGGAGGCUAACGCGCCUAUCCAUACAGUGAGUAUAUCAGAGACCUCGACUCAUUGCGGUUUCGGUGUGCGGUGUACGAUAUUUGGGCCCCUGAACGAUUGCACACCGAUUGGAAAAUGACAUGAUGGACCGUUGGUUGUUGUGUGGAUACAUGCAUACACGUGUGGUUAAUGCCGGACCGAUGAAGGCGUGGGAUGUUAACGACUUUUCUAUGGACAGAGGAAGAGGAAGAAAUGAUGGACAAGACGGUUUUAAACGCCUAUGAGCGGAGCAUGGGAAUCGCCGAUUUUGGAUGGAUAUUCCAUGAUGGAGCAUGAACUGUAUAGUAGAGGCGAAGCGAGAACUGCAUGCAUACAUAGAAUCUCAUCUCACGACAAUUGAUAGAUGUACAACAAAUGUAACAAACAUAUCAUGAGUCCAAAUACAUGCAUAACUAAUCACAUACACCGCUCUGAAGCAGUGUUCGAUUUCUGAAUGGGC